AAAAUAGGGAGCAUCCGUGCUAAGAAUAUGGUAAAGAUGAGGUUGAUUCCCGAAGAAAGAGUAACGAAGUGUCAAUCUCUCUCUAGAGUGCGUAAAUAUUAUAUACAGAGAGGUACCACAUACUAUGAACGUAUGAUAACGCGAGUGUGAAGUAUCUCUGUUGGAGCAUUGCAAAAUAUUCGUAAAAGUGAGCAUCGUUGAGUGGCAUUUCUCAGUUAGCCAUCAAGCGUACAAGUAGAAGGUUCUGAAGAUUUACGUGAUUGAUUUCUGAUAAUUCGGUGUCUACAAAUCAAUGACUUUUAGGAUGAAUUAAAGUUGCACAUGCAAACACGGGCAAACAGCUUUCACCGUAAAGUUGCAAUACUAUCGGUAAUGUGCGAUAAAAUACGCUAUAUAAUAGAUAAUUGUAAGUGAAAUGACAAGGUGUUGGUAUAAAUAGGUACUUGGACGAAAGUUGGAACAAGUGUAUCUUCGUUUCUCUGGAAUGAUGAGGUCAAUGACUGGCUUCAAGAUACUGUUCGCAUGUUUGGCGUUAAUUGUUCUCCUGCAUGCAUCGGUUCAAGCGGGGCGCACUAAAGCAACCUCGAAUGUACCCUUGCGUCCACCACACUGUGGUUUCAGCAACGUUACGCAUACCAGGGUGGUUGGUGGUAGACCAGCUAAGCUUGGUGCCUGGCCAUGGAUCGCUGCAGUAGGUUUCCGUAACUGCUCAAACCCACAUUGGGUAACACAAUGGCUGUGCGGAGGUACCCUAAUAUCGACUAGGCAUGUUUUGACCGCAGCACAUUGUGCAGAUGACGAUGAUUUGUACGUGGUUCGUAUCGGGGACUUAAAUCUAAAACGAGAUGACGACGGAGCGCAUCCUAUUCAAAUAGAAGUCGACUCUAAACUAAUACAUCCCGAUUAUUCUUCCGAGUCGAACAAUAAUGAUAUUGCUAUUCUUAAACUGAAGGAAGAUGUUCCAUUUUCGGAGUACAUAUAUCCCAUUUGUCUCCCCAUAGAGAAAUCCCUUCGAAAUAAAAACUUCGUGGGCUAUAAUCCCUUCAUUGCUGGAUGGGGAGCAUUAAGAUUUGAUGAACCAUAUACUAACGCAUUAAUGGAACUACAACUGCCAGUGGUUACCAACGCCGUAUGCGAGAAAGCUUAUGAGGAGUUUGACGUAACUAUAACCAAUAAAGAAAUAUGCGCCGGCGGAGACCCUCGGGGUGGAAAGGAUGCUUGUGGAGCUGACAGCGGAGGACCACUGAUGAUACCACAGCAAUUCAUCUACUAUCAAAUAGGUGUUGUGUCAUCUGGUCAUAACUGCGGCGUACCUGAUUAUCCGGGCAUUUACUCUAGAGUCACGUCGUACCUCGACGACUUCAUUAUCCCAGUGUUGCAAAAUUAUUAGUGUUCCAUAAAUAUCAUUUUUCGUGCAGGAAAAGAAAAGUUGGAAUGUAUUAUUGUGGAGAAAAGAAGCAGCUCAAAUUUAUAUUGUUUUAAAGCUCCUAUAAAUUUUGCUUCCGAUGUAUAAAGAGAAUGAUUAAGUAUUCCACAUAAGACGUAUAUUUCUUAUAUAUACAUGCAAAAUUGCCGAAUACUCUGAAACAUUGUAUAAGAUAAAGAGCUUCAGGAAGUUCGGACACAGAGAGUGUAUUAGAUACAAGAUAAGUAUCGUGUCUCCCAAAACUAUUUUUUUAUUCGUUAAAAACGUCGUAUCUACUCAUGUGUAACGUAAAUCACAUCAGAGAUAAGGACACACACACACACCACGGGGCA
Molecule: messenger RNA, 1758 nt
Organism: Bombus terrestris (buff-tailed bumblebee)
Lineage: Eukaryota; Metazoa; Arthropoda; Insecta; Hymenoptera; Apidae
Product: venom protease-like
Exons: 9
Coding region: 485-1390 (301 amino acids)
Biological process (GO): proteolysis
Molecular function (GO): serine-type endopeptidase activity
Source: RefSeq, a predicted model, not a curated record